Molecule: messenger RNA, 977 nt
Organism: Magallana angulata
Lineage: Eukaryota; Metazoa; Mollusca; Bivalvia; Ostreida; Ostreidae
Product: DNA-directed RNA polymerase III subunit RPC8-like
Exons: 8
Coding region: 172-786 (204 amino acids)
Biological process (GO): DNA-templated transcription; transcription initiation at RNA polymerase III promoter
Cellular component (GO): RNA polymerase III complex
Molecular function (GO): DNA binding; DNA-directed RNA polymerase activity
Source: RefSeq, a predicted model, not a curated record
GCAAUUUUUAUUUGUUAUGAAACCCAGCUUUACCCAAAGCCUAACUUUUACUUUCGAUAUUCACACGUGUAAACGGUGUAUAUUUUAUGAUUUCAUCAUGAGGAUAAACGUGCUUUGAAGUAGAACUUUACUACAUGUACCAAUCUAAUUUCGUUGUAACUUGGUGCAGCCAUGUUUGUCCUUGCGGAGAUGAAGGACACUGUCCGGAUUCCACCCUGGCUGUUCCACAUCAAGUUCAAUGACGCAGUCAUAGAGGCCCUCAACAAGAAACUGGCCAACAAGGUUGUUCACAAUGUGGGUUUGUGCAUUGCUUUAUGGGAUGUCACAAAGCUGGAAGACAGUUAUAUUUUUCCAGGGGAUGGAGCCUCCCAUACUAUUGUGAACUUCAGAUAUGUUGUUUUUCGACCAUUUAUGGAUGAAAUAUUGACCGGCAAGACGAAAAGCUGCAGUAAAGAAGGAGUCUAUGUUUCAAUCGGAAUAUUCGAUGACAUUCUUAUCCCAGCAGAUGCCAUGCAGCACCCUUCCAGAUUUGAUGACAAGGAACAGCUGUGGGCAUGGGAGUAUGAAACUGACGACGGUAAACAUGACCUGUUCAUGGACAUUGGAGAGGAGAUCAGAUUCCGUGUAGUAGAUGAAAUAUUUGUGGACACGACUCCAUCUGGCCCAGACGGAACAGCAAAUCAGCCAUCAGAAAUAUCAGACACAGAAUCCAAGAAAACCCCAUAUACCAUAGUGGGCUCCAUAAGUGAACCUGGCCUGGGACUGCUUUCAUGGUGGAACUCAUGACAUUUUCCCCAUCCGUGAACUGCAUCAUGGGAAUCAGACGACAUGCAUUUCAGCCUCGGAAAAAUAAUUCCACAGAAUUUUUUUUGUUCGUUUACUCAUGUUUGUAUUGAAAGAAUGAAAAUCAAUUAAAUGGUAGGAAAAAAAUGUUGAAUUUUCUUUCAUUGUUAAUUAAAGAGAUAAUUGAAAUAUUG